AUGACUCUAACGACACCGGUGAGGAGUGUAGUAAGAGUGGUCAAAGGAGGAAAGGUAAAGCAAAUGAAGAGGAAAGAUGGCGCACUUGGGGAAUGGAGGGUUCUGUCAGAAAAUAAUGCUAGAAACUGCAAGGUGCAGAAUUGGAGGACACUUCAACUUCACCUUGCUUGGGAAGCAGGUAUACUUAGUCAGAAGGGUAAAUGUGAAGGGGUUGAUGGCUCCAAGACUAUCACAUCAUGUACUGCCUCUUCUUCUGCUGAGCCAUGCACUAUUGACGAUACAAGGGUGGCACGUAGAUUCUUAAAAUUUUCUGAGGAGGAUUGGAAUGCUAUCAACAUGAAUAUGGUAAUAGAGAUGGAUGGGGAUACGAAUAUUUAG
Messenger RNA from Prunus armeniaca (apricot), 378 nucleotides. NCBI's taxonomy places the organism in Eukaryota, Viridiplantae, Streptophyta, Magnoliopsida, Rosales, Rosaceae. The record is from the annotation of a GenBank genome assembly.